AUGGAAAAAGUUUAAAGCUACUCUUAAAUAACUUCACAUACUAUGUUGAGUCCAAUAAAUAAAAAGGUUAAGUUUAGAACUGACAAACGUGGAUUUCCAAUUCUAAAAGGAUCUAAAUGUCAUAGCAUAAGUUUUAAAGAUUAAAUCAAAUAAGGGGAACUAAUUACUAUAAUAUUGGUGGAGAGUUGGAAACAACUAAAUUAUGAUAAUAAACACAAUUAAAAAGUAACAGAAUGUUGUGUAAUCUAUUGA
Molecule: messenger RNA, 252 nt
Organism: Paramecium sonneborni
Lineage: Eukaryota; Ciliophora; Oligohymenophorea; Peniculida; Parameciidae
Source: the annotation of a GenBank genome assembly